CUCUGCGUCUUCUCAGCCAACUCGCGUAGCUUCUCCACAGAAGUUUUAAAAAUGGAUUCGGAUUUGUAAUUGAAGUGGGUCUGGCUAGUUAUUUGCUGUAAAAUAAUCUCUGUUUUUUCAUAUCUCUUGAAUGGUCUUGCUUAUCUUCUCUCAACUCACUCUCUCUCUCCAUCUUUUUCUUCAACCUCUUUUAUUUUCCAGACCCCAGUCAAGGCAUGGUCGCGCGCAAUAACCCCCAAACACCCCAAACUCCUCUUCCCAGAUUGGCCGAUGAAACCCAUAUGUCUGCUUUUCCUCCUCCGUCUUCACCGUCUCCUUCUUCAUCUUCUUGUUCUUCAUUUUACAUGAAGAAAGAUCCUCAAGAGGACGUCUUUCCCUUCUGGGUAUCUGUCCUGAUGACACUGGAAGCUUACACGCAAAGACAAAGACCAAACCCAUCAACAUCAGCUGCUGCAGCAAGACCCUGCACCAUUCUCAGGGAUACGAGGUUCAUGGCCUUUCUCAUGGUACCGUUAGUUCUGUCUUGCCUCGUUGUCACUGUCUCCUCUUCUUGCACCCAAUUGGAUAAAGAGCCUCUCUUGGACUUCUCCAACGAUAUAUCCACAGAACCUCACCCUCCUCUUAAUUGGUCUUCUUCUGUUGAUUGCUGCUCUUGGGAAGGCAUUCUUUGCGGUGAGAGGAAUAUGAGUAAUGGGGAUCAGCGAGUUAUUGGCUUAUGGCUUCCAUACAGAGGUCUUUCUGGUUCAAUAUCCCCUGCUCUCACGAAACUCACUGGUCUGUCUCAGCUCAAUCUCUCCCACAAUCGACUUUCUGGUAAUCUCCCAAUCCAAUUCUUCUCGCUCCUUAAUCACCUGCAGAUUCUUGAUUUAAGCUACAAUCGUCUCUCUGAUGAAUUGCCGACCUCUGAUAUUAAUAACAAAACCAGUAGUAUUAUCCAGGAGCUUGAUUUGUCUAGCAACCUAUUUCAAGGAACACUCCCUUCUUCUUUCAUUCAGUACCUUGAAGCUGCUGCUGCAGCAGGGACUUUGACAUCUUUUAAUGUUAGUAACAAUAGCUUCAUAGGUUCAAUUCCCACUUCUCAACUUUGCAUUAGUGACAGUCUCAGAUUCUUGGACCUUUCCUACAAUAAAUUUAACGGUUCAAUUCAAUUUGGAUUGGGAGCAUGUUCCAAGCUUGAGAUUUUCCGAGCAGGUUUCAAUUCUAUCUCUGGGCCUCUUCCUGGUGCUCUUUUUGAUGCCGUUUCCCUUAGAGAGAUCUCCUUGCCCCUCAAUCAACUCUCUGGAAAUAUUGAUGAGGGCAUCGCUAGCCUCACCAACCUCACAGUCCUGGAGCUCUACUCCAAUGAUUUCGGAGGAUACAUACCACGAGGUAUGGGUAAGUUAUCCAAACUGGAAAAGCUACUCCUUCAUAUAAACAAUUUGACGGGUACUAUACCUCCAUCUCUGGUGAACUGUGUCAAUCUUGUUGAGUUAAAUUUAAGGGUCAACCUCUUGAAGGGGAAUCUUGCGGAAUUUAAUUUCUCCGGAUUCCAGCGGCUUAUCACUCUUGAUCUGGGCAACAAUAAUUUUACGGGCAAUUUACCAACAACCCUUUAUGCAUGCAAAUCACUGGCUGCAGUAAGGCUGGCAUCUAAUCAGCUUGAAGGACAGAUCACUCCAGACAUACUUGGACUCGAGUCUCUGUCUUUCCUAUCAAUAUCUACCAACUCUCUAAGAAAUUUCACAGGAGCUAUGAGGAUACUCUCAGGCCUCAAGAACCUUAGUAGCCUUGUCCUCUCAAAGAAUUUUUAUAAUGAAACCAUCCCGUAUGAUGAGAACUUGGUUGGCCGAGAUGGAUUCCAAAAACUCCAAGUGCUAGCCUUGGGUGGUUGUAAUUUCACAGGUCAAAUACCAGGAUGGCUUGCAAGGCUUAGGAUGCUCGAGGUCAUUGAUCUGUCCUAUAAUCUUAUCACUGGUUCAAUUCCUCCUUGGUUGGGUAAACUUCCACAGCUAUUCUACAUAGACUUGUCUCAUAACCAACUUACAGGAGUAUUUCCCACGGAACUCACAAGAUUUCCAGCAUUAACAUCACAACAGGCAAAUGAUAGAAUAGUAAGGUCUUACCUGGAGUUACCUGUCUUCAUUGUGCCGAACAAUGCUUCUCAGCAGCAGUAUAAUCAGCUUUCCAACCUACCACCAGCAAUAUAUCUGAGAAACAAUAGUCUGCGUGGCAAUAUUCCUGAGGAGAUUGGCCUCUUGAAAGUCCUACAUCAGUUGGAUCUGGGUAAUAACAACUUCUCUGGCAGUAUUCCAGUUCAAAUUUCUAACUUGACUAAUUUAGAGAAGUUAGACCUCUCAGGAAACAGACUAUCUGGUGAAAUUCCUGCUUCACUUAAAUGCCUGCAUUUCUUGUCAUUUUUCACUGUGGCAAACAAUGAUCUUCAAGGAGAGAUACCAACAGGUGGCCAAUUUGAUACCUUCCCUCCUUCCAGUUUUGCAGGAAACUCACGAUUGUGUGGUUCAGCUAUACAACGUUCUUGCCCUAGUCUACAAGGUAACAAUGCAUCUCAUCGCACUUCAAACAGAAAAAUCAUGAUUGGACUUGUCAUCGCAGUCUGUUUGGGCACUGUUUCUAUCAUGAUUGUUUUGGUAAUCUGGAUACUUUCGAAGAGGAGGAUCAAUCCAGGGGGAGACCCGGACAAGAUUGAACUGGAAUCAAUUUCUGCCUACUCCAAUAGUGGUGUUCAUCCUGAAGUUGAUAAGGAGGCUAGUCUAGUGGUAAUGUUCCCCAGCAAAACAAAUGAAGUCAAAGAUCUUAACAUAUUUGAGAUCUUAAAAGCCACUGAAAAUUUCAGUCAAGCAAACAUAAUAGGAUGUGGGGGUUUUGGUUUGGUUUAUAAAGCAACUUUACCUGAUGGAACUAAGCUAGCUAUCAAGAAACUUUCAGGAGAUUUGGGGCUCAUGGAAAGGGAAUUUAAAGCAGAGGUGGAGGCUUUGUCAACAGCCCGACACGAGAAUUUGGUUGCAUUGCAAGGUUACUGUGUACAUGAUGGCUUUCGGCUUCUCAUAUAUUCUUACAUGGAAAAUGGAAGUCUGGAUUAUUGGUUGCACGAGAAGCCUAAUGGUGCAACUCAACUUGAUUGGCCAACUCGACUGAAGAUAGCACGAGGUGCGGGUUGUGGGUUGGCUUACAUGCAUCAGAUAUGUGAACCACACAUUGUCCAUCGUGACAUAAAGUCAAGCAACAUCCUCCUUAAUGAGAAGUUUGAGGCACAUGUUGCAGAUUUUGGGUUGUCUCGGUUGAUUCUUCCAUAUCACACUCAUGUUACAACUGAACUUGUAGGUACAUUAGGUUACAUUCCCCCUGAGUAUGGACAAGCAUGGGUUGCCACUCUUAGGGGAGAUGUGUACAGCUUUGGGGUCGUCAUGCUUGAGCUGCUCACCGGGAGGAGACCUGUUGACAUAUGCAAGCCAAAAAUGUCAAGGGAAUUGGUUGGCUGGGUGCAACAAAUGAGGAGUGAAGGAAAACAAGAUGAAGUUUUCGACCCUCUUCUGAGAGGAAAGGGCUUUGAAGAGGAGAUGCUGCAGGUACUUGACGUGGCCUGCAUGUGUGUCAACCAGAAUCCUUUCAAGAGGCCAAGCAUCAAAGAAGUUGUUGAGUGGUUGAAGAAUGUAGGAUCAGCCAAACAACAACAGAAUAAAGAGUAGAGAAAAAUGAUUGUUCUUCAAAAAACCUUGACAGCAGAUAUGUAUACUUGUGCAAAAUUUUUUGUAUUUUGUACGUACAGAUUUUGAUUCUUACCACUGUAAAUGAUGAUUAUCACGAUAAUAAUGUUGCUAUUAUCAAGCUUUCAGAAAUCGAAGUAAAUUAUGUGAUCAUUCAUACUCAACCGAUGAACCUCUCUGUUUUUGUCA
Molecule: messenger RNA, 3893 nt
Organism: Neltuma alba
Lineage: Eukaryota; Viridiplantae; Streptophyta; Magnoliopsida; Fabales; Fabaceae
Product: tyrosine-sulfated glycopeptide receptor 1
Exons: 1
Coding region: 216-3686 (1156 amino acids)
Biological process (GO): protein phosphorylation
Molecular function (GO): receptor serine/threonine kinase binding; protein kinase activity; ATP binding
Source: RefSeq, a predicted model, not a curated record